AUGGCCGGAAGGGCUGCAACAUCGUCUGCUAAAUGGGCGAGAGAGUUUUUAUUCAGAAGAGUCUCUUCGAAUCCGAUUAGAAACUCUUCUUCUUCUUCUUCAGCUUCCUCUACACCUAAAGUCCCUCACUUUUCCAAGAAAGGAAGGAUAUUGACAGGAGCUACCAUUGGUCUGGCCAUAGCUGGAGGAGCUUAUGUUAGUACUGCAGAUGAAGCAACCUUCUGUGGGUGGCUGUUCUCAGCAACAAAGGUUGUUAAUCCUCUCUUUGCUCUACUUGACGCUGAGUUUGCUCAUAAGCUAGCUGUCACUGCUGCAUCUCGCGGAUGGGUGCCUAGAGAGAAGAGACCUGAUCCACAGAUCUUGGGACUUGAAGUUUGGGGAAGGAAGUUUACAAACCCUAUAGGACUUGCUGCUGGUUUUGACAAAAACGCUGAAGCUACAGAAGGGUUGCUAGGACUUGGAUUUGGGUUUGUUGAAGUAGGCUCUGUAACUCCAGUUCCACAAGAAGGCAACCCUAAACCACGCAUCUUUAGAUUACGUGAAGAUGGAGGUAUUAUCAAUAGGUGUGGGUUUAACAGUGAAGGGAUUGUUGUUGUUGCAAAGAGGUUAGGUGCUCAACAUGGUAAAAGAAUGUUGGCGGAGACAUCAGGGGCUUCGUCAUCUCCAAGUGAUGAUGUUAAACCGGGGGGUAAGUCUGGACCUGGUAUACUUGGGGUUAACCUUGGAAAGAACAAGACUAGUGAAGAUGCAGCUGCUGAUUAUGUCCAGGGAGUUCAUAACUUAUCCCAAUAUGCUGAUUACUUGGUGAUUAAUGUUUCAUCACCAAACACAGCAGGGCUGAGGAUGCUUCAGGGGAGGAAACAGUUGAAGGAUCUUGUGAAGAAGGUACAAGCUGCUAGAGAUGAGAUGCAAUGGGGUGAUGAUGGUCCUCCUCCUCUUCUUGUUAAGAUUGCUCCUGAUCUAUCUAGAGGAGAGCUUGAAGAUAUUGCAGCAGUGAGUUUGUACUUACAAAAACAAAACUCAAUACUUUCCAAAAUCAUAUCAAAUACAACAGUCUCGAGGCCAGAUCCUGUAAGCAACAACCCUGUGGCAGCAGAAACAGGUGGUUUGAGUGGGAAACCGCUCUUUAAUCUCUCCACCAACAUGUUAAGAGAGAUGUACACUUUGACACGAGGAAAGAUUCCACUGAUAGGCUGCGGUGGUGUUAGCAGUGGUGAGGAUGCUUACAAGAAGAUAAGAGCUGGAGCUACUCUUGUUCAGCUCUACACUGGGUUUGCCUAUGGUGGACCUGCUCUCAUCCCACAGAUAAAGGAAGAACUGGUUGGUUGCUUAGAAAGAGAUGGCUUCAAGUCGAUUCAAGAAGCCAUUGGUGCAGAUCACAGAUGA
Molecule: messenger RNA, 1386 nt
Organism: Eruca vesicaria subsp. sativa (arugula)
Lineage: Eukaryota; Viridiplantae; Streptophyta; Magnoliopsida; Brassicales; Brassicaceae
Source: the annotation of a GenBank genome assembly